CCGGUUUGAGCGGAGCCGCUUCCUGCUGCUCGGCGGCGCGGUUGGCCGCCUGGGGGAGCGCUGGCGAGGCGCGGACGGCGGGCGGCCGGCACCUCGGCCCGGGGCACUGGCUCUCGGGCGCGGCGUCGGUGGCGGCGCGGACCCGCGGACCCGGCAGCACGACAUUCUAAAAUAAAUCCAUCAGAAUGACACCUUCUCAGGUUACCUUUGAAAUAAGAGGAGCUCUUUUACCAGGAGAGGUUUUUGCAAUAUGUGGAAGCUCUGAUGCUUUGGGAAACUGGAAUCCUCAAAAUGCUGUGUCCCUUCUUCCAGAGAACGAGACAAGUGAAAGCAUGUUAUGGAAAGCAACCAUUGUACUUAGUAGAGGAGUAUCAGUUCAGUACCGCUACUUCAGAGGGUGCUUUUUAGAACCAAAGACUAUCGGUGGUCCAUGUCAAGUCAUAGUUCACAAGUGGGAGACUCAUCUACAACCACGAUCAAUAACCCCUUUAGAAAGUGAAAUUAUUAUUGACGAUGGACAAUUUGGAAUCCACAAUGGUGUUGAGACUCUGGAUUCUGGAUGGCUGACGUGUCAGACUGAAAUCAGAUUACGUUUGCAUUAUUCUGAGAAACCUCCUGUCUCAAUAACCAAGAAAAAAUUAAAAAAAUCUAGAUUUAGGGUAAAGCUGACACUAGAGGGUCUGGAGGAAGAUGACGAUGAUAGGUUAUCUCCCACUGUUCUUCACAAAAUGUCCAAUAGUCUGGAGAUAUCCUUAAUAAGUGACAAUGAGUUCAAGUGCAGGCAUUCACAGCCGGAGUGUGGGUAUGGCUUACAGCCUGAUCGUUGGACAGAGUAUAGUAUACAGACAAUGGAACCAGAUAACCUGGAACUAAUAUUUGAUUUUUUUGAGGAAGAUCUCAGUGAACACAUAGUUCAGGGCGAUGCUCUUCCUGGACAUGUGGGUGCAGCAUGCCUCUUAUCAUCCACCAUUGCAGAGAGUGGGAAGAGUGCUGGAAUCCUUACUCUUCCCAUCAUGAGCAGAAAUUCCAGAAAAACAAUAGGCAAAGUGAGAGUUGACUAUAUAAUUAUUAAGCCGUUACCAGGAUACAAUUGUGACAUGAAAUCUUCAUUUUCCAAGUAUUGGAAGCCAAGAAUACCAUUGGAUGUUGGACAUCGAGGUGCAGGAAAUUCUACAACAACUGCUCAGCUUGCUAAAGUUCAAGAAAAUACUAUUGCUUCUUUAAGAAAUGCUGCUAGUCAUGGUGCAGCCUUUGUAGAAUUUGAUGUACAUCUUUCAAAAGAUUUUGUGCCUGUAGUGUAUCAUGAUCUGACCUGUUGUUUGACUAUGAAAAAGAAAUUUGAUGCUGAUCCAGUUGAAUUAUUUGAAAUUCCAGUAAAAGAAUUAACCUUUGACCAACUCCAGUUGUUAAAGCUCACUCAUGUGACUGCACUAAAAUCUAAAGAACUGAAAGAAUCUGUGGUUGAGGAGGAAAAUUCCUUUUCUGAAAAUCAGCCAUUUCCUUCUCUUAAGAUGGUUUUAGAGUCUUUGCCAGAAGAUGUAGGGUUUAACAUAGAAAUAAAAUGGAUCUGCCAACAAAGGGAUGGAAUAUGGGAUGGUAACUUAUCGACAUAUUUUGACAUGAAUCUGUUUUUGGAUAUAAUUUUAAAAACUGUCUUAGAAAAUUCUGGGAAGAGGAGAAUAGUAUUUUCUUCAUUUGAUGCAGAUAUUUGCACAAUGGUUCGGCAAAAGCAGAACAAAUAUCCCAUAUUAUUUUUGACUCAGGGGAAAUCUGAUAUUUACCCUGAACUCAUGGACCUCAGAUCUCGGACAACCCCCAUUGCAAUGAGCUUUGCACAGUUCGAAAAUCUACUGGGGAUAAAUGCACAUACUGAAGACCUUCUCAGAAACCCGUCCUAUAUUCAAGAGGCAAAAGCUAAGGGACUGGUCAUAUUCUGCUGGGGUGAUGAUACCAAUGAUCCUGAAAACAGAAAGAAAUUAAAGGAAUUUGGAGUUAAUGGUCUAAUUUAUGAUAGGAUAUAUGAUUGGAUGCCUGAACAGCCAAAUAUAUUCCAAGUGGAGCAGUUGGAACGUCUGAAGCAAGAAUUGCCAGAGCUUAAGAGCUGUUUGUGUCCCACUGUUAGCCGCUUUGUCCCCUCAUCUUUUUGUGGGGAGCCUGACAUCCUUGUGGAUGCCAACGGCAUAGAUAAUGUGGAGAAUGCUUAGUGUUUAUUGGGCGGAGACCAUUCGGGGCAUGCAUCGCUGUUCUGGGUAUUCACUUUUCAUCACUGAGCAUUGUUUAUCUAUGCCUUUUAGGUUUUCAGUCCAGUGAAGCAAUAAUGAAGUAUUUUAAUAUUUCACUACAGUUCUUGCUAGAAUUUCAAGUAUUCUAUUUAAAUCACUUGGCCAGGUAUAAUUACCAGUCAGUCUCUUUACAAUGAAAAAAUUUGUUGGUUGGUAAAUAUUUUAAACUAAAUAUGUAAGUUAUAAUGUUAAAUAUUCAUUAACAACAUAACACUUUGAAAUUAACUAUACAAAUAUCUCAUAUUUACACUUAUUACAGCUUUUCAUUUGAUCAGGUCUGAAAUAUUUAGCACUCAAGGAACAUGACUAUGCAUAAUUAUACCUGACCAUGGGAAAAAUAAGUACCUCAAAUGCAUGCAUUUGCACUGGUGAUUCCAACUGCACAAACUUUUGUGCCAUCUGUGUAUUUUUCACAUGAAUUGACAUUCACACCAUUUUCAUUCAGUAUGAACCUUGAGGCUGCUGCCAUUUCCCCACUUAACCAAACCAAUGCCUGUGUAAAUAGCCUAGAGGUGAUCCUUGAAAACUUGUUUCAUAAAUCUUUCAAAAGUUCUUUUGCAUAAAUAUUAAAAUUUCAAAAAACUGCAGGGUAACAAUGUAUAAAAUAUUAGAAGUAUGGAUUGAAGACUUAGUACAGUAGAUGAUAAUGUAUAAAUUCUGUUGAAUGCAUGCUUUUUGUUUUAAGCAUGAGAUAGUACACGUUUACUGUAAGUCCUUGCAUCUGUGGUGCUAGGUGAGUGUGAGAAGGUGUCAAGGACUGAAAAAUAAUUUGUUGCCUAAAAAAAAAAAAAAAAAGGAAAAAAAAAAGCCUAUUUGUAGGCAUUUUAAAUAUGCUUAAGUGUCUCUCACUACCUGUUACACACCGUUGCUUUGUGGGUUUGCUUUGUGUGUGUGUUGUACAGUAGUUAAAUCUCUGUGCAGAAAAAUAAAUGUCCUGAAUUCUUA
This is a messenger RNA of Physeter macrocephalus (sperm whale), 3227 nucleotides long. It is a transcript of the gene GPCPD1, whose product is annotated as glycerophosphocholine phosphodiesterase 1. The transcript is spliced from 20 exons. Gene Ontology annotation, molecular function: starch binding; glycerophosphocholine phosphodiesterase activity. Bases 186 to 2204 code for a protein of 672 amino acids. Lineage: Eukaryota; Metazoa; Chordata; Mammalia; Artiodactyla; Physeteridae. Gene Ontology annotation, biological process: glycerophospholipid catabolic process. The record is from RefSeq and is a predicted model, not a curated record.